GCGGACCUGUUUAAAUGUUUACGUGAUUUUCUUCAGCAAUCGUAUAAGAAAAAGAAUUUCUGAUAUAAGUGAAGAUAAAAACUAGCUUUUAAGUCUAUUGAUGUGAUUAUUUUUUAAUAAAACAUAAUUAUGGAUAUUCCUCGGAUUAUGGUCUUUCGACCAAGCUAUGCUGAAUUUAAAAAUUUUUCUGAAUACAUUUCGUACAUGGAAAAAUGUGGAGCUCAUAAAGCUGGUCUUGCAAAGAUAAUACCGCCACCAGAAUGGGUACCACGAAAAAAUGGCUACAAUAUAGACGAUAUUGACAUUACAAUUAAGAGUCCAAUUCUUCAAUUUGUCACGGGAAAGCAAGGAUUUUAUCAGCAAUUUAAUGUACAAAAGAGACCAAUGACUGUCAAAGAUUUUUACAAUAAAGCCAAUUCGGAGCGGUAUGCAACGCCAAAAUAUUUCGAUUAUGAAGAUUUGGAGAGGAAAUUUUGGAAAAAUGUUACUUACAUUCAACCUAUUUAUGGUGCUGACGUUAGUGGAAGUAUAACUGAUGAAGACGUUGAUGUCUGUAACAUCAAUCGUUUAGGGACAAUAUUAGAUUAUAUUGUUAAGGACUAUCAUAAAGCUAUAUCUGGUGUGAAUACAGCGUACUUGUAUUUUGGGAUGUGGAAGACAACCUUUGCAUGGCACACAGAAGAUAUGGAACUAUACUCCAUUAAUUAUCUACACUUCGGAGCACCAAAAACAUGGUAUUCAAUACCACCUUCAGAGGGUCGCAGAUUUGAAAAGCUUGCCAACUCAAUGUUCCGUGAGAAUCAUGCAGAAUGUCCAGCUUUCUUGCGACACAAAAUGACUUUAAUCAGUCCACAAGUAUUGAGACAACACAAUAUUCCGUUCAAUAAGAUCACACAAGAGCCAGGCGAGAUCAUGAUAACUUUCCCGUUUGGAUAUCAUGCUGGCUUUAAUCACGGCUUUAACUGUGCUGAAAGUACUAAUUUUGCAUCUGAAAGAUGGAUUGAAUAUGGAAAGAGAGCAAUUCAUUGUCAUUGCAGAAAAGAUAUGGUAAAGAUAUCAAUGGAAUGUUUUGUAAGAAGGUUCCAACCAGAUAAAUACCAAAACUGGCUAGAAGGAAAUGAUUGGGGUGAACAUCCAGAAGAGCCUGGAAAGAUUACAUUGGCACCAAAGCCUAUAUUAAAUAAGAAAUUAAUGCUCGUUUCUUGUAGAGAGAUUCAGAAACGAGGUUGUGCACCGAUGAAGAUGAAAAAGAAAAGAAAGUCAAAAUUGAAGCUGGACGAGAAUGAUGAAGAGGAAGAACCAAAGUUCAAAAUCAAGAAAGAGAUUGCCUCCACAUCAAGUAUAGAAUAUGAAUUCUCACCAGUUUCAGACGAUUCCCCACCUCCAAUGAAAGCAGAAAAGGAAGAUCUCUGGGAGACACUCGAAAAUGCAGGCCAAAUUAAAGAUUUAUUACCAACUGGAAUGAUUAAAAACUCAUCAAAAUUACGAUUUGAUGUGAAAGAAAUAUCAUUGACCGAAGAUGUUUAAACAAGUCAUUUUGUCUGAAAAUGAAGAAGCAUUUUCAUUGACGAUAUGUGAGAUAAAAAGAAGGAAUGGAUGAAUGGACAGAAGACGUACGAAAUAAGUUUAUUGCACUUUGAUGGUUUUAAGUGAGCAUUACACGCGACUUUUGUGUAUGGACGAGAUAAUGUGGAAGGAAAAUAUUCAAAAUAUAAUAUUAAUGUGCAAUUAGGAUUAUAAAGUAUGACUCAGAAGUUGAAGAUUGAUGAAUUUUGAUUGAGUGUAUUGGAUUUGUUGAGAUUUAAAGUCUUAAUUUGUAAAUGGAUUUGGAGAAGUUUAAUGAAUUCAAGAUUCUACAAGUUUGGUUGAACGGAAUCAGUUCAAUUUCAAUUUGACUACUAUGAAACUUAAUAAGCCUGAAACGACUAUCUAUCUUGACCUUAUAUCAACUUAAACCAUACUCAACAACAUCCAUUAAUCUUCAGUUCCUGUAAUUGAUAAUGAAAAACAUAAUUUUCCUUACGAAUCACCAAAAAAAUGAAUACGAAUGUUGUGGAUAGAUUACUACUAAAAAAAUGAAUAAUGACUGCAUACUACUUUAAUUGUAAUGAUAUUUUAUAAAGAAACAAUUCUUAAUUAAUUAAUGAAAAGAGAAGCAAAAGUGAAAUUCACUUUAGAUGAUGAGCCUAAGAAAGAUAUGAAGUUUCUAAAGGUGGAAAUGAAAUAAAUUUGAUGAAUUUUCUUUUAUUAAAGAAAAUAUUGGAAUUUUGAGGAUACUGGAUAUCUAAAAUCAUAGAAAAAUGCUAUUAAUGGUCGAAUGCAUUAAUUUGAACGUUUAAGUUUUAGUAAAACUCAGAAACUGAUCUAAACUAUCAAAUCAUUUCCACCAAACUUCACUUCCAAGAAUGAGCUUAAUUUUAAUAUAUUUUUGUCUUCAAUCAUGUGCGAAACUCUUUUGCCUCUUUAUAAUUUAUCCUUAAAAAGUGAGAAAAAAAAGUCAAUACAAAAUGUUUAAGACUAUCUAAGUUUCAUCAUUUCUUUUGUAAUAAUUUAUUAGAUAAAAAAUUUAAAACAUUUACAUUUAUUUGAUCUCAAUAAGUCAAAAAGAAAAGCAAAUAAGCUCGUUUUUUCUUCGUUUUAAAAGAUAAAAACAAUUAAUUUGCCAUGUUUCAAGUUCAUUUAAUAAUUUGUUGAGCGACACAAGUUUUUGGAAAUUAGCUGUGACAUAAUAUUUCAAGCAACUGUUGCAUGUUCUAUUAAUAUGUGUAUCACGGAUUAUAUUGCAUGCAACAGUUGUGCUUCAAAUGAACUUAUGAGUUUGAAAUCAUAUUCAACUGAUUAAAUAGAAGAUGUCACUUAAUGUUGCGCAACUGUCACACAACAAAUGUUGCGCGAGAGUCAUACAACUGUUUUGUGACAAACAUAAUCAAUUUUUAUGUUGCACAACAGUUGAAAUUUAGUCGUAUGUUGCGCAACAGUCACACAACCAUAAAAAUACAACCAAUUAAGACAAAAAUUGUAUCGCAACUGUUGAUGCAUCGAUCUUGUGUCGCUCAUAAAUUCGUCUUGAAGUAAAAUUGACCUUAUAAUAAUCACUAAUGUUUCUGAUUGUUAGGAAAAAGGAUUCAAAUCGCUACUAUUAAAGUUUCAUCAAAAAAUUACUGUAUAAGAAUAAAAAUUCAUCUGUUUAUUUGACUUAAAGCGCAGUUUUUUCAUUUAAAUACUCUCCAGUAUCAAAUAGGUCAUUGCAGAUAAGCUUAAAGCUAUACAAGUUCAUGAUAUCUUGAUUUAGUGGUCAUAGAGAGUUGAUUGAAUAAAAGUGGAUGUAGUUUUAGAGUCAACAAAACAGUCAUGAUGUCAUUAUCUGAUAAAAAUGAGUUUGUAGUGCAAUAUUUAAUUGUAAACAAAUUUAUCAGUUUGAAUGAAGAUUGUUUACAAAUAUAAAUCAUGUAAUCUUACUGUUUAUUGAUAGAAAUG
Messenger RNA from Chironomus riparius, 3477 nucleotides. The record is from the annotation of a GenBank genome assembly. NCBI's taxonomy places the organism in Eukaryota, Metazoa, Arthropoda, Insecta, Diptera, Chironomidae.